Polyodon spathula (Mississippi paddlefish) is the source of this 1223-nucleotide messenger RNA. Its product is annotated as V-set and immunoglobulin domain-containing protein 1-like. The record is from RefSeq and is a predicted model, not a curated record. Gene Ontology annotation, biological process: maintenance of gastrointestinal epithelium; epithelial cell morphogenesis. Lineage: Eukaryota; Metazoa; Chordata; Actinopteri; Acipenseriformes; Polyodontidae. Gene Ontology annotation, cellular component: plasma membrane. The transcript is spliced from 7 exons. Bases 222 to 1187 code for a protein of 321 amino acids.
AGCAUCUAUAUCUGGGGCAGGAAAGAGGGCUGCGUCAGCUCUGGCUUGAUAAUGAAGGGACAUUAAUCAGCUCUCUUGUAUGGGGUGUUUGCACUUUGGGGUUUGGACUGAUAAGGGGAGUGGAAACAGUUUCAUUGAAGCUCGACUCACUGGGGUUGCAGAGAAGCAGGCACUGCUGGAAUAGAAUCUACUCUCAGUUUAGUUCCAACACAUCAUUCACCAUGCUGAAGAUUAUUACCAUCCUGUUCAGUGUUCUAGGCAGCAGUCAUUUAGUCACUGUGAAGGUUCUAGACCAACGCCUCAAUGUGACUGAUGGAGGGAGCGCCACUCUGCAAUGCACCUAUACAACUAAUAUAGACACAAGAACUGAUUUAAACAUUCAGUGGACCUUUCACCAGGCAAACUCACAACAAAAUAAUCAGAUCUAUUACUAUGAAGGUGGACAGUCCUACAGACUCGGGAGCUUUAAAAACAGGAUCACAGCAGCAACAUCCCCAAACAACGCAACGAUAACCAUCAGCAACAUGCAGCCGUCCGACUCCGGUGUCUACGUCUGUGAGGUGAACAACCCACCGGACUUCCAGGGCAACAACCAAGGCUUGUUCUUCGUGUCUGUAUUAGUCGAGCCAUCAAAACCACUUUGUGCCAUCCAUGGGACACCAGAAUCAGGUCACCGGGUAUCCCUGUCCUGUCACUCACAGCAAGGAAACCCCGCCCCUACCUAUACAUGGAGUAAGCUCAGUGAUGGGGUCGCCAGACAACCGCUGGGACAAAUGGAUAUCAUAACUGGCAUUAUGACGAUUGGAAAUCUGUCACAGUUUGAAACCGGAACUUACCAGUGCAAUGCCUCCAACAGCCAGGGGUUCUCUAUCUGCACCGUGGAGCUCUCUGAAGGUGCACAUGAAGGAGCUAUUGUUGGAGGCGUGAUCGGGGCUGUUCUGGCUGCAGUCAUUAUAGGGACAGUUGUCUGGUUUCUCUCAAGCAAGAGGAAGGGGAAAUCUAACAAGAAGUCCACUGAUACUGAACUGCAGAUGAAAGCUCAAGGCGAUGGCUCUAAGUAUCAAAUUGUCCCCACUGUUGAGGCGGCUCCAGUCCAGGCCCAUGCUGUGGAGGUCCAGGAAGAGGAGCCCCGUGGAGGGGGGGAGGAGCAGGAGACUCUGCAGAACAAUACAUCUGUGGAAGCAUAGGAGGGGCGAGAGCAACAGGGGGGCAUGCAAACCCAG